AUGACAUCUCUGUCGCCGGGUGCAUGCACACAAACUCAUACACACACACACACACACACACACACCCCUCGUCUCUUCCUCCCCUUCUUCUGUUUCUUCUCUCACUUCCACACGUAUGUACUCCCUUCCUUUUUGUGUGUCGAUGUAUGGUUCCUUACAGCGACGGUGGCGAUGCGUUUCACUGUGGGUUCACGCUGUGGCUACAGCCCCAACCUCACCUCGCUUACAAACCAAUUCAACCGCAGUGAGCGACUCCGCAAGUGGGGCAGCGUAGGUUCUUCGCCGGGGGUCCCACGCAUUCCACGACUGGAAGCCAAGUCCAUCGCCAUUCUGCACGAGUCGCCAAAGGUGUUGUUGGCUGGACGGAAUCACUGCAAUAACUUUGAUAGCAAUCAGUACAUGCUGAUUAAUAAGGCCACAAAACAGUGUAUGCUGAUUGACGCUGCCGAUGACUGGCCGGACGAUUGGGCCGCCUUCAUUGCGUCUUCCUCUCUCAGACUGACGAACAUCUUUCUUACUCACUGUCAUAUUGACAAUAUCAUCAACUUGAAUGCUUUUCUGAGCAUCUGUGGACGACAGCAACAAGAAGAAAAAAUGGAUGGAGAGGGCAGGGGAGAUGUUGAUUGGGAAAACGGGGAGAGUGAUGGGAGUGAAAAAAUUGGUCUUAUAUGGUGUGCUGCAGAGGAGUGUUGGGUGCAAAAUUUUGGGCGUGCGUGCGAACGUUACCGCCGAUUUGAAGAAAUGCAUUUAACGUUGCCCAUGAUGCGCCGGAACCUUUACACACCCCGACACGUGAAGGACACAGCGACAUUUGGUUUAUCUGAUCCGGGUAAUGGUAGGAAUGGGUACUUUCGACGGAAAGACAUGUUACUUUCAACUGCAACGAAUCGGGCUUCGUCGUUUAUCGACUUUGGGGAUGGUGUGCUGCUGUAUUACAUCUUCUCCCCAGGCCAUUCACCAGGCCACAUGAUGCUGCACGCACCCACAGAAAAGCUCCUCUUCACCGGAGACCUUCUUUUUUACAGCAAAGUGGGCCGCGUGGACUUACCAUGGGCGACAGGAGCCCGCCUUGCCGAGAGCCUGCGUUUGUUUGAGGCCAUGCCGGAUAACACUGUCGUGUUGCCUGGUCACGGACGCAUGACAACGCUGGGAAGGGAGCGGCGGGAAAAUAGGGCGCUGCAACAGUGUUACCAGCGGCAGGAGAUUGGGCAGCAGGAGGUUUCUGUAGGAUUCAAUGAGGGUUAUCUUUAA
Trypanosoma cruzi is the source of this 1251-nucleotide messenger RNA. Its product is annotated as metallo-beta-lactamase-like protein, putative. The record is from RefSeq and is a predicted model, not a curated record. The transcript has a single exon. NCBI's taxonomy places the organism in Eukaryota, Euglenozoa, Kinetoplastea, Trypanosomatida, Trypanosomatidae. Bases 1 to 1251 code for a protein of 416 amino acids.